AUGGCAUUAAAACAACAUAAUAUUGUCUUUAAAGGCGAAAAAGGUGAUCGAGGGUACGACGGAACACCAGGAGAAAAGGGUGCUCAAGGACUGCCAGGUCCUCCCGGUCCAUCUGGACACAGAUCUGAUGCUGUGCAAUUCGUACAUGGUCCCCCAGGUCCGCCAGGUCCUCCAGGUCCUCCAGGUCCUCCAGGGUCACCAGGAGUAUCUAUUGUAGGACCUAAAGGAGAGCCAGGAAUAAGUUAUUACGAAGAGUAUCCUUCACAUGGCAGUACAAAACUAUACGGCAGACCAGCUUUAGCUAAUUCUGAAUCAAGAGGUCACCACUCAGAUGAUUCAAAUACUGCAAAAACUGUUCCUAGUGCAGCUGUAUUUCAAACUACGGAAGAAAUGAUGAGGCUGACAUCUAAUAGCCCAGUUGGUGCAUUAGCUUACGUUAUAGAAGAACAGGCACUUUUUGUAAAAGUUAACUCUGGAUGGCAAUACGUUUUGUUAGGUUCCUUGGUAACGCAAUCUGCUCCAGCAACAUCAACUCCGGCCCCGGCGACUCCACCAAUGCCGGCAGCAAGUUUAGUCCACAUUCCGCAGAUGUCGAAUCUAGUAGAGAAUUCUCCAUCGUUAGGUCCCAGUCUUCGACUGGCUGCACUAAAUGAACCUCUGUCAGGAAAUAUGCAUGGCGUACGCCGCGCUGAUUACGCUUGUUACAGACAAGCUCGACGUGCUGGGUUAAAGGGUACAUUUAAAGCACUGCUCACUAGUAGGAUACAAAAUCUAGAUUCUACGGUGCGCUACUCUGAUCGACAUUUACCCGUUGUGAACAUACGUGGCGAUGUUUUAUUUAAAUCGUUUUCGGAUAUAUUCGACGGAAGCGGAGGUCUGAUGUCCGGAUCUCCACGAAUUUAUAGUUUCAACGAUAAAAACAUCAUGACUGACUCGAACUGGCCACAAAAAUUAAUAUGGCAUGGAUCGCGCGCCAGUGGAGAACGCGCUGUGGAUACAUUUUGUGAGGAAUGGCAGAGCAGUGACCCUACGUCACGUGGCAUGGCGUCUUCUCUUUAUUCGCAUAAGCUGUUGUCGCAGGAAAGAUAUACUUGCAACAACCAUUUUGCAGUUUUAUGCAUUGAAGCUACAUCACACACUGGUAACCGAAGAAAAAGAGACAUUAUGAGAUACAACAAUACGAGCCUAUUAGACGAUGAAGACUAUCUGUACAAUGCAGAAGAGUAUCAACAAUUAUUAAACGAAAUUUUUGCUCAACCUUAUAGAGAAAUUUAA
This is a messenger RNA of Parnassius apollo (apollo), 1275 nucleotides long. Lineage: Eukaryota; Metazoa; Arthropoda; Insecta; Lepidoptera; Papilionidae. The record is from the annotation of a GenBank genome assembly.